This is a messenger RNA of Closterium sp. Naga37s-1, 780 nucleotides long. Lineage: Eukaryota; Viridiplantae; Streptophyta; Zygnematophyceae; Desmidiales; Closteriaceae. The record is from the annotation of a GenBank genome assembly.
ACUCGUGCGUUGUGAAGGGAUGUGGUGCCAACACCACGUGUGUCAAGGGCAAGCGUGACCUGGCAUUAUGCAUCUGCAAUCAGGGCUUCAGAAAUGUGUCCGGGGAAUGCAUUGAUGUAUGCGAACUCUGUGAUUCCCAUGCUACAUGUGAGACGGACCAGCGAAGUGGAGAUAAAACCUGCCGUUGCAACGACGGUUACUACAUGCUACCGAAUAACACCUGUGCUGCAACAUGCAUCGCCACGGGCUGUGACUUGGGUUCUAGCUGCGUUGGAGACGUUGCUCAAGACAUGUAUUGCGCUGAUAAUUGCAAUUUCAAGGGAUGCCACGACUCGGCUAUGUGUGUCAAGGACGCUGUAUCUGGAAAGGCAUCCUGCCAGUGCAGCGCAGGCUUCACCAUGCAAUCUGAUGGAAGUUGCAAAGAUGACUGCGAGAGUAAGGCCUGUGGUGAGCGAGGAGUGUGCGAGCAUGACCCUGUCACUUUGGAAGCCACCUGCAUUUGCUUUAUGGACGGCACCGUCUUGCUGCCAAAUGGGACUUGCAUCGAUAAGUGCUGGGCAAGGUGGUGCUGGCCCCCAUCCGUUUGUCGUGACGAUAUUACCUGCACAUGUGGCGACAACAUGAUUGGCGAGCCUGGAUCUUGUCUCAUGACAUGCGAUCACCCAGACGUGAAUUGCAGCUUUGAAGAAGAAUGUAUACCUCAAAGCAUCGAGAAGCGGACCCAUGCUAAAUGCGUGUGCAAGGAUGGAUACCUUCGCACACACUCAGGCAUUUGUGCCC